Oppia nitens is the source of this 716-nucleotide messenger RNA. RefSeq lists its product as uncharacterized. Gene Ontology annotation, molecular function: protein-folding chaperone binding. Lineage: Eukaryota; Metazoa; Arthropoda; Arachnida; Sarcoptiformes; Oppiidae. Gene Ontology annotation, biological process: protein stabilization. The record is from RefSeq and is a predicted model, not a curated record. The coding region runs from base 146 to 505 and encodes 119 amino acids. The transcript has a single exon.
UGCUAUGAACAACAAUAAUAUCCAAUUUAUUUAUAACAUUAUAAUUAUUAUCAAAUUAUGUUUGACUUUAAAGUGUUGUCUUAAAUAACAAUCGAUUUGAAAGUAUUUGAUAAUUGAUUUACUCAUUGAUUACACAACAAAAACAAUGGACACAAAUACAGACAAAGAUGUGAUGACCACCGAUGACGACAAUAAACAACAAACUAAAACAACAACACAAGUGAAGAAAAAAGUACCCAAAAGUGCCGAUUAUUGGGACAAAUUGGCCAAAGAGUUAGAUGAAGAAGAGGACAAAGUGGAAGAUCAGGACCCGAAUGCACUGUUCCGUCAACUUUACCGCAAUUCAGACGAUGACACCCGACGGGCAAUGAUGAAGAGUAUGGUUGAAAGUAAUGGUACGUCACUGUCGAUGAACUGGAAGGAAGUCGGCAACAAAAAAGUGGAACCAUAUAAAUGUGAUGAAGACAGUGAUGAUGACAAAGACAAAGACAGUGAUGACAAGUGAUUGACCACUAAUCUAGUCUUUGCUAUCGUUUUGUUUAAUAUUUUCUCAAUACUUAUUGAAAAUCAUUUGUAAUUUUUCUACUUUUUUCACAAUAAAUGUUUAAAUCCAUAGAAUAUAUACUAUUGUUAUAAAUGAAUACUUUUGUAAAACUUUUUUCUAAAUUUUAAUUUAAUUAACAAACUAUUGAAUAAAGAAAUAUAAAUGAAAAGUA